ACAAUUUUCAGAGAAUUCAAAGUAUGUAUAGUAAAGCUAACUGAGUUCAGCCUUUCUUUGUUAAUUGAGGCGUUAGGAUUUUGUCUCGUGUAUCAGGAUUAAGACCUUACUUGUUGACUGUACAGAACAUAGGAAAGAGUUCUAGUUAUAGAAAGAUAAUAACUGACAUUUGAGCCCAUAUACCAGGCACUGUUCAAAACUUGAAAUGUAUGUAAAUAUCAAAUUCUUACACAAGGCUAUACAGUAGGACCUAUUAUUACCCCAUUCUUCAGGUUAAGAAACAGACUCAGAAGUGGGGUAACUUGUUCAGGGUCACACAGGAGUAGCCAGGAUGCCCAUUGUUAGAGUGGUAGAUAAAGAUUUAUUGUAAUUAGGUGGAGGAGAUAUUGUGAAUAAAGACUAAAGGGAUUUCAUGACUUUGGUUGCAGCAGUGGUCUGGGUAGCAUGAAUGUCUGUGUCCUUAAAGCCUUGGGCAGGGGCUUCUUCAGAGGAGGCAUUGCCCGGAACCUAGAACCUUGCAUUUAGGAAGGUUCUCUUCGUCACCAGAAACUGACUGGGGUCUGGAAAUCUUGGUUAUUGCUUUGGGUUAACUUUAUCAAUGAUUUCUUGAGGUCUUCUAGAUGAUAUUCUCUAAGCUUUAAGGAAGAAGUCAAGCAAGGAUUGAAGGGGCCUGGAGAGGAGCCUUUCCUAAAUGACGACAAUGACAAGAGAAAAUUGGGCCCACAAUGCUCUGAGACAAGAGGGUCUUGUUAAAGGGAAGGAUGAUACCUGGAAAUGGGGAACCAGCUUCCAAGGAAGCAGCUCCUCUGUUUGGGAGACCUCCCACCUGCACUUUAGACAGUUACGUUACCAUGAGACAUCUGGACCCCAGGAAGCACUGAGCCGGCUCCGGGAGCUCUGUCGUCGAUGGCUGAGGCCAGAAGCACGUACUAAGGCCCAGAUCCUGGAGCUGUUGGUCCUGGAGCAGUUCCUGAGCAUCCUGCCUGGGGAGAUUCGGACCUGGGUGCAGAUCCAUCGCCCUGGGAGUGGUGAGGAGGCUGUGGCCCUGGUAGAGGAGCUACAGAAAGACCUCGAUGGACCAGCACUAAAAGUUCCAGUUCUUGUUCAGGACCAGGACAUUCUGCAGGAAGGGAUGAACACUCCAGGAACAGCAGUACCUCAUGCACCCAUUGGCAGCUGCAUAGCAACUGAAAUUUGCCAAAAUCCUUUUACUGACCCAGUGAUGUUCAAUCUUCAGGAUCCACAACAUGAUUCUCCUGGCCCUGAAGCUUCUACCCUUUCCCAGGAAGAGAACCCAAGAAAUCAAUUAAUGGCCCUCAUGCUCCUAACAGCCCAGCCCCAGGAGUUGGUGAUGUUUGAGGAAGUGUCAGUAUGCUUUACUUCAGAGGAAUGGGAGUGUCUGGGCCCGAUUCAGAGGGCUUUAUACUGGGAUGUGAUGUUGGAGAACUAUGGAAAUGUGACCUCCCUAGAAUGGGAGACCAUGACUGAGAAUGAAGAGGUGACACCAAAGCCAAGCAUUUCUCAAAGAGCCGAUUCUCAGAAAGGAACAUCCAAAAGACUUCAGGGAGGUGUUCCUCAGACCCUAGAUUUUGAGGAAGCAUGUGAAUGGCAAGUUUUGGCAAGUCAUUGGGGAACUAAAACAGGGGAAAGGGAUACCCUAAAGAACGUUUCCGUCUGUGAAAGAGAUAAGAAGAAAAGGACGCUACCAGAAAAACAAGGCCAAAAGUGGAAGGAAUUUGGAGAAAGCUUGACUUCAGGUUCAGCUCUUUCUGAAAGUUUAAUAGGUACUGAAGGAAAGAAGUUUUAUAAAUGUGAUAUAUGUUGUAAACAUUUCAAUAAAAUCUCCCAUCUUAUAAACCAUCGGAGAAUCCACACUGGUGAGAAACCUCAUAAAUGUAAAGAGUGUGGAAAAGGCUUUAUUCAGCGCUCAAGCCUUCUAAUGCAUUUACGGAACCAUUCUGGGGAGAAACCUUAUAAAUGUAAUGAAUGUGGGAAAGCCUUCUCUCAAAGUGCUUAUCUUCUAAACCAUCAGAGAAUCCACACUGGGGAGAAGCCUUAUAAAUGUAAGGAGUGUGGAAAGGGCUUCUAUAGGCAUUCAGGCCUUAUUAUACAUCUAAGGCGCCAUUCUGGGGAGAGACCUUAUAAAUGUAAUGAAUGUGGGAAAGUUUUCUCUCAGAAUGCUUACCUCAUUGACCAUCAGAGGCUCCACAAAGGGGAAGAACCUUAUAAAUGUAACAAGUGUCAGAAAGCUUUCAUUCUGAAAAAGAGCCUCAUUCUGCACCAGAGAAUCCACUCUGGGGAAAAGCCCUACAAAUGUGAUGAAUGUGGAAAAACCUUUGCUCAGACCACUUACCUUGUUGACCAUCAGCGGCUCCACAGUACAGAGAACCCAUACAAAUGUAAAGAAUGUGGAAAAGUUUUCAUUCGAAGCAAAAGCCUCCUCUUACACCAGAGAGUACACACAGAAAAGAAGACUUUUGGUUGUAAAAAAUGUGGGAAGAUUUUCAAUUCAAAGUCAAACCUAAUUGACCAUAAAAGGAUGCAUAGCAGAGAGAAGCCAUAUAAAUGUACUGAAUGUGGGAAAGCAUUCACUCAGAGUGCUUAUCUUUUUGACCACCAGAGACUCCACAAUGGAGAGAAACCUUACGAAUGUAAUGAGUGUGGGAAAGUUUUCAUUCUAAAGAAGAGCCUCAUUUUACAUCAGAGGUUCCAUACUGGAGAGAAUCUCUAUGAAUGUAAAGACUGUGGCAAGGUCUUUGGUUCUAACAGAAACCUCAUUGACCAUGAGAGACUACACAAUGGGGAGAAGCCCUAUGAAUGUCGAGAGUGUGGGAAGACUUUCAUCAUGAGCAAAAGUUUCAUGGUCCAUCAGAAACUACAUACACAGGAAAAAUCCUACAAAUGUGAGGAUUGUGGGAAGGCUUUUAGUUAUAAUUCAAGCCUGCUCGUGCAUCGGAGAAUCCACACUGGAGAAAAGCCCUUUGAAUGCAGUGAGUGUGGAAGAGCUUUCAGUUCUAACAGAAACCUCAUUGAACAUAAGAGAAUCCACAGUGGUGAGAAACCCUAUGAGUGUAAUGAGUGUGGUAAAUGCUUCAUUUUGAAGAAAAGCCUCAUUGGACACCAGCGGAUUCACACAAGGGAAAAAUCUUAUAAAUGCAGUGACUGUGGGAAAGUCUUCAGUUACCGCUCAAACCUUAUAGCCCAUCAGAGAAUCCACACUGGUGAGAAGCCCUAUGCAUGUAAUGAGUGUGGGAAAGUUCUUACCUCUAGUAGAAAUCUUAUGGUACAUCAAAGAAUCCACACUGGAGAGAAGCCUUAUAAAUGUAAUGAGUGUGGAAAAGACUUCAGUCAGAAUAAAAACCUUGUUGUACAUCAGAGGAUGCACACUGGGGAAAAACCAUAUGAGUGUGAGAAGUGUAGAAAAUCUUUUACUUCUAAGAGGAAUUUAGUUGGCCACCAGAGAAUCCAUACAGGGGAGAAACCGUAUGGGUGUAAUGAUUGUAGUAAAUGUGGGAAAACAUUUACUCGGAGCUCAAACCUCAUUGUCCACCAGAGGAUCCACACUGGGGAGAAGCCCUUUGCCUGUAAUGAUUGUGGCAAAGCCUUCACCCAGAGUGCAAAUCUUAUUGUACAUCAACGAAGCCAUACUGGUGAAAAGCCAUAUGAGUGUAAAGAGUGUGGCAAAGCCUUUAGUUGUUUUUCACACCUUAUUGUGCACCAGAGAAUUCACACUGCGGAGAAACCUUAUGAUUGCAGUGAGUGUGGAAAAGCCUUCAGUCAGCUGUCUUGCCUUAUUGUGCAUCAGAGGAUUCACAGUGGAGAUCUUCCUUAUGUGUGUAAUGAGUGUGGGAAGGCCUUCACGUGUAGCUCAUACCUGCUUAUUCAUCAGAGAAUUCAUAAUGGGGAAAAACCUUACACAUGCAAUGAAUGUGGCAAGGCCUUCCGGCAGAGGUCAAGCCUCACUGUGCACCAGAGAACCCACACUGGGGAGAAGCCCUAUGAGUGUGCCAAGUGUGGUGCAGCUUUCAUUUCUAACUCGCACCUCAUGCGACACCACAGAACCCAUCUUGUUGAGUAACAAGAAUUUGUUAUUCCAGGCAUUGAUCAUAAUCCACUACACCCUAAUUGGACACGUCUUUGCUGUUAUGUUCCUCUAAAAAUGAGGCCCACCAUAUUCUUAACAGUUUUCAGGAGUGUAUCAUAGAACAUAAACAUUUCAGAAGCUGACUUAAAAAAAGUGAAAGCUAAGCACCUAAAGGCAAGGACUGUGUUUUUUAACUGUCAUCAUGUUUGAAAUGGAGUGUGGCUUUCUUAGAAAUGGGUCAUACAAGGCUAAGUGAUAAAGAUCCUAUUUGAGAAAAGGUAUUUUAACUUAAUCUUGUUUUUAAAAACUCGUAAUUUCUUGAGCAACAGCCAGGUUAUUGGUAUAGGUCUGCUUGGUGGAAUUCUGGAGCUUUGAAUCUUGUAUUCUAGUAUUUUGGGUUAAGAAGUAAUGACUAAGGAAACUACUUGGGGUAGCAAUUCAACAACAACUCACCUGUGAUCAUUUAUAAGCUUGCCACACCUUAGGCAAUUUAAACAUUAAAAGAAAAAACACAAAACAUUAACUAUCGGCCGCUCCUAAAAUAGAAGUAGGAAACAGCUGUUUCUUUUAAUCCUCUAUACCUCCUGAACCUUGGUAUGGUAAAGCUCUGGGGAGAUCUCGAGUCUUCCAUUCUGCAGUCUGUGUGGCCAAGCACUUGAGGAUUGAUGGCGACAAAACACUGGGACCAUAAAUGCUGCCAGGCAGUAUUCAUUUGUUAACAUCAACUCUCCAAGUGACCCUAACUUCCAUUGCAUUCCAUCGGAGUGAGAUGCCUGUAACAGUCCCCUUCUCACAUAGAGGAGUCAAAGAAAGCUUGCUGAGAGGCAUGCCCACAUUAUCUAUGCUCAUUCUGCUCAGGCCCAGCCAGGGGGCUCAGUUUGGGUGUCAUUCUCACUUUUUGGCUGGUCUUUAGAAGAAAUAAUGGAGUCCUAAAAAUUUAAGAGGACCAAAGAGGGAAAUACAGGGAGAGGAAGGAGGCAGAGUGGGACUCCUAAGGUCUUUAUUUUUUUGAGAAGCUCAAAGGUAUUGGAAUGUGAAAACUUAGAAAGAUGAAGAAACUGGCUAAGGUAAGAUAACCUUUGUUAUCAUUGAGCCUUUAUUCCUGGAAAAAAUGAUUUAUAGAACUAUGCAAUCGGUAGAGCUAUGUAAUAUUGCCUUGUAUUUAAUAUAGAACUUAAUUCUUUGUUUAUACACCUUCAUGUAUAGAAUCAUAAUCCCCAGCACUUCUCUUAUGCUUUCACAUAGAUCCUUACUUUAAUCCUGAGAACGCUGAAAGAAGUGUUUGCCCCAUUUAGUUAAGAGUGGUCAAAUAACAAAGAACAGCCUACAUUCAAAUCCAGGACUUAAAUCCAGGUUCUCUGUUCUGCCAUGCUGUGUCUAACCACCUGUGUCUAACCACCCAGAUCUGCAGAGAGCCUGAGAAAGGGGUAUAUGGCUCAUUUUCAGGUGAGGAAGCUGAGGUGACAGAUUUUAGGAUGUGCCUUAGGCCAUGUGACCAGUAAGCAGCAAAUCUGAGACUGGAAUUUGAGUCUCCCAAGUUCUGGGUCUGUCUCUUCACCCCGCUUAGUAAGCAAGAGCGUAUCAUAAAUGCCCUACCUGGUGAUAAGCUAUCUGAUGCAACUCAUGUAGAAGUCCCACCAUUGGGACUCUUACUGACUCAUUUGUUUUGUAUUUUACAGAGUGCUUUCAUGUACAGAAGGCAUAAACAAAGCUUAUUUCCUCUUUCUACUCCCCUUCAACCAUAGUCUUUCAUCCAAGCAUGUGCACCACCUUUUCCCAGUUUACAGUCUAAAUCAUACACAACUCUAAGAAAUUAAUAGGAUUCAAAAGUGAGGAUCAAAAAUGCUAUGUACUCACCUUGAAAGUGACUGUUCCUGUCCCCCAGCUGGGAGUGGAGAGACCCAAAGAUAACACCUGUGUCUGCUGAGGAACAAGCUUAGGUUUUUCCCCCUGCAGGAUCAGGAAGCCCAGAAGAGAGGUAGAGCAGGUCUGAAGAUUGGGGAUAAAUCUGUGACCUGGACCUGUCCAGAGACCAAAAGUGUACUUUCCUGAAUGAUACUAGCCAGGUUAGGAUUCUUAUGGCAGUUAAAUUGUUUUAGCUUCACCUUGUGUGUUCUUCCUCCUAUUUGAAUGCUUGUCAUGGAUGAUUGUGAUUUCCUGGCUAAAGAUUGCUGUUCAUAGUUCAGAAAAGGCUACGUAGGUGAUUAUGAUGCAAAGCUGGAUUUGGGAAUCACUCACCCAACCUUGCAGUGAAACAGUGGUAUUCACUUGGCUGCAUGUGAGAAUCACCUUGUGUACUUAAAAAUUUUUUUCAUUCCCAGGGCCAGGUAUUUUUUUUUCAGUUCUGGAGGGGAACCCAAUGUGUAACCAAGGUAAUGGCCAAUGCAGUCAAGUAAAGUCUGCAGACCACAAAUGCAUCUGA
Callorhinus ursinus (northern fur seal) is the source of this 6506-nucleotide messenger RNA. Lineage: Eukaryota; Metazoa; Chordata; Mammalia; Carnivora; Otariidae. The record is from RefSeq and is a predicted model, not a curated record.